ACUGCAAGUUCCAAUCCACACCUCCUGUAGUCAUGAAACCACCACCUGCAUUCCUCCUGCUACUCCUAGCCUGCCUCUACUCUAGGACUGCUACAUCCGUCCCCGCCGCCGCCAAUACCACUAAACCCGCAAUAACCCCCACUUCCUCCCCAACCCCACCCAGUACCAAUCGUUCUUCCUCCUCUGCCGCUACUUUAGACCCAAAAGAACUAGAAGCUCUGCAGUCCCUCAAUAUCCCCACCACAAAGGACCCCUGCAUUCAGCCGUCUCCCCACAACGCCACCAUCUGCGACUCCUCCAAGCCCUUCCGCCACCUCGUCUCCCUUCAACUUUCUAACUGUUCCUCUGACCUUUCCCUGUCCUUCUCUGCCCUCAAAUCCCUCUCUUCUCUUCGUUCCCUCUCCUUCACCGACUGCCAUGUUCCCCCCAUUCGUUUCCCUUCCGAUCUCGCACUCUCUCUGACUUCCUUUUCCUGCGUUCGCUCUCUCCGCCACCUCUCCGGUAUCUGGCUCUCCCGCUUCGAGAACCUCACAGAUCUCACCGUCUCCCACACACCCGUCAACACCAGUGGCCUUCAUGUGAUUCUCGGAAACAUGCGUAAAUUAAAGUCUCUCACCAUUUCUCAUGCUAAUCUUACUGGCUAUCUUCCGGGACACCUUCAUUUUAAUCUUUCGUACAUUGAUUUAUCUGAUAAUCAGAUCAGGGGAAAGAUACCCACCUCACUUACUCUGCUCGAGAAACUUGAAUUCUUGAAUCUUUCCUCAAAUGGGUUAAAUGGUGAGAUACCCACUGAGUUUGGUGAUCUGAUAACGCUAAAAAAUGUGUCUUUGGCUUCCAAUUCGUUUUCUGGGUCGAUACCAGAUUCAAUGUCGGCAAUUCCCGGUCUGGUUCAUGUUGAUCUGAGUAGGAAUCAGUUGAACGGAACUGUGCCGGAGUUCUUCUCCAACAUGAAGAGAUUGAGAGUCUUGAAUCUUGAGAAGAACGCACUUCAUGGGGUUUUGCCAUUCAAUGCUAGUUUCAUCAAGAGAUUGGCUGUGUUCAAGAUUGGGGGAAAUACAAACUUAUGUUACAACCACACUGUUUUUUCAUCAAAAGUGAAGCUUGGCAUUGCUCCUUGUGACAAACAUGGGUUGCCGAUGUCGCCACCACCGGCCAAGGAUGUGUCUUCCAGUGAUGGUAGUGAGAAUGACUCAUCAGACUAUGAUGACAGUGCAAAUGGCUCAAGUCAUAAGGAGCAUCACCAUGGCCCAAGUAAGGUUGUUGUUGGUGUGGCAAUUGGGAUAGCUUCUAUAGUGUUUCUCAUUAUCUUCUUGAUUCUUCUCUCAAAAUGGUGUGGAUAAAAGCUUGAAGGAAUCAUUGCCAAAGUGGGUUAGAUUACUUUUCAAUUAUUGGGGGAAAUUGGUAAUUAGAAAUGAAUUUUGAUUAAUUCAUUAUUGAUACACUUGGUUUUUGGUAAUGAAGAGGGGCGGUUGUAGAGGGAAAAUUUUUGCUGCUUUUGAUCACGGCAUUGUUUCCAUUUUAGAGUGUAAUAAUGUUAUAGAAUGCAAGACUGGUUGAUUUCUAAACUGUUAUUCUAAAUUGUGUAAUUUUCUUCAGCACCAAGCAUUGACUUUUC
Rubroshorea leprosula is the source of this 1615-nucleotide messenger RNA. Lineage: Eukaryota; Viridiplantae; Streptophyta; Magnoliopsida; Malvales; Dipterocarpaceae. The record is from the annotation of a GenBank genome assembly.